Oncorhynchus mykiss (rainbow trout) is the source of this 4186-nucleotide messenger RNA. The record is from RefSeq and is a predicted model, not a curated record. NCBI's taxonomy places the organism in Eukaryota, Metazoa, Chordata, Actinopteri, Salmoniformes, Salmonidae.
CCCCCACCACAGUUUGCGCCUUUUUUUAAAGGAAGGACUGUGGUUUUUAGCCUGUUAGCUAGCCUGUGUCUGCAUCCCAAUUCUCCACCCUCCUCUUGAAGUGUGUACUUGCACACAUCCCAUCAUGGAUUUAACAACGGUGGAACCCCCCCCCCCCCCCCCCCCCACGAUGUUUACACCAUUGAUAAAUCCAUGACGGGAAGUGUACACGAUCAGGAUGCAACCUACCGAUCUGUCUGUCAUGGCCCCCUGAGGGAGUUUAGUAUUAUUUCAAAUGAUUCAUUUACUAUGAAACAGAAGGGAUAUGACUCCCUAUGUCUGUUAGAAGUCGUUCAACCUUUCCCAGUUGCGUUGGUCGUCCCGUUGAGGGACUUAUGAUGCUGCCUGUACCUUUUCGCCUGACGUUUUCUAGAAGAAGUUAUUAAAACUUAUCUCCCAACAAAAUGAGAAAAGUGAGAUUUCUUUCUGUUCAACCUGGUCCCGCCAUUUUGGAGCUUGUAUUUCACUAAUUCACCUUUCAACCUUCAAUACUCUCAAUAACAAUGUAUGAGGCUACUAAAAUAACACAAAGACUUUCGUAGUCAUAUUCAUUGUACAGCAGUUAACGUGUUUAUUUAUUAAUUACAAUUUUUCUCACAAUAGUCUUUUUUUUUUUUUAUAUAUAAAACUUGACACAUUGUCAUGAAAAGCAUGUGGCCAAUAAGAAACAUUACCUAGAAUUUGAUAUUGACCAGAACAUGUUUUUUUCUAUCAGCCACUACUUGUUCCACUAACUCCUCCCCCAUGACUCUAAGCAUCUAUUCUGACAUCACGUGGUUAUUGACCUUUUUGUUAUUGUAUGUAUGAGUUGUCAAGCAUUCCCUUAUACCUUUGUUUUAGCUAAUUAUGUUUUCAUUUUGUGUUUUUCUUAUGUUGAAUUCUGUUGCUUUUUUUUCUUCUUCCAUUCAAAACACAAUUCCUUCUCUUUUUAUAUUUUUCCUUGACCCUGUUUCUGUCUCGCUCCCCUACCUCAUUUCUCCCACAUCAUUCUCUGUGCCCUGUUCUCUCCCCUACCUCAUUUCUCCCACAUCAUUCUCUGUGCCCUGUUCUCUCCCCUACCUCAUUUCUCCCACAUCAUUCUCUGUGCCCUGUUCUCUCCCCUACCUCAUUUCUCCCACAUCAUUCUCUGUGCCCUGUUCUCUCCCCUACCUCAUUUCUCCCACAUCAUUCUCUGUGCCCUGUUCUCUCCCCUACCUCAUUUCUCCCACAUCAUUCUCUGUGCCCUGUUCUCUCCCCUACCUCAUUUCUCCCACAUCAUUCUCUGUGCCCUGUUCUCUCCCCUACCUCAUUUCUCCCACAUCAUUCUCUGUGCCCUGUUCUCUCCCCUACUUCAUUUCUCCCACAUCAUUCUCUGUGCCCUGUUCUCUCCCCUACCUCAUUUCUCCCACAUCAUUCUCUGUGCCCUGUUCUCUCCCCUACCUCAUUUCUCCCACAUCAUUCUCUGUGCCCUGUUCUCUCCCCUACCUCAUUUCUCCCACAUCAUUCUCUGUGCCCUGUUCUCUCCCCUACCUCAUUUCUCCCACAUCAUUCUCUGUGCCCUGUUCUCUCCCCUACCUCAUUUCUCCCACAUCAUUCUCUGUGCCCUGUUCUCUCCCCUACCUCAUUUCUCCCACAUCAUUCUCUGUGCCCUGUUCUCUCCCCUACCUCAUUUCUCCCACAUCAUUCUCUGUGCCCUGUUCUCUCCCCUACCUCAUUUCUCCCACAUCAUUCUCUGUGCCCUGUUCUCUCCCCUACCUCAUUUCUCCCACAUCAUUCUCUGUGCCCUGUUCUCUCCCCUACCUCAUUUCUCCCACAUCAUUCUCUGUGCCCUGUUCUCUCCCCUACCUCAUUUCUCCCACAUCAUUCUCUGUGCCCUGUUCUCUCCCCUACCUCAUUUCUCCCACAUCAUUCUCUGUGCCCUGUUCUCUCCCCUACCUCAUUUCUCCCACAUCAUUCUCUGUGCCCUGUUCUCUCCCCUACCUCAUUUCUCCCACAUCAUUCUCUGUGCCCUGUUCUCUCCCCUACCUCAUUUCUCCCACAUCAUUCUCUGUGCCCUGUUCUCUCCCCUACCUCAUUUCUCCCACAUCAUUCUCUGUGCCCUGUUCUCUCCCCUACCUCAUUUCUCCCACAUCAUUCUCUGUGCCCUGUUCUCUCCCCUACCUCAUUUCUCCCACAUCAUUCUCUGUGCCCUGUUCUCUCCCCUACCUCAUUUCUCCCACAUCAUUCUCUGUGCCCUGUUCUCUCCCCUACCUCAUUUCUCCCACAUCAUUCUCUGUGCCCUGUUCUCUCCCCUACCUCAUUUCUCCCACAUCAUUCUCUGUGCCCUGUUCUCUCCCCUACCUCAUUUCUCCCACAUCAUUCUCUGUGCCCUGUUCUCUCCCCUACCUCAUUUCUCCCACAUCAUUCUCUGUGCCCUGUUCUCUCCCCUACCUCAUUUCUCCCACAUCAUUCUCUGUGCCCUGUUCUCUCCCCUACCUCAUUUCUCCCACAUCAUUCUCUGUGCCCUGUUCUCUCCCCUACCUCAUUUCUCCCACAUCAUUCUCUGUGCCCUGUUCUCUCCCCUACCUCAUUUCUCCCACAUCAUUCUCUGUGCCCUGUUCUCUCCCCUACCUCAUUUCUCCCACAUCAUUCUCUGUGCCCUGUUCUCUCCCCUACCUCAUUUCUCCCACAUCAUUCUCUGUGCCCUGUUCUCUCCCCUACCUCAUUUCUCCCACAUCAUUCUCUGUGCCCUGUUCUCUCCCCUACCUCAUUUCUCCCACAUCAUUCUCUGUGCCCUGUUCUCUCCCCUACCUCAUUUCUCCCACAUCAUUCUCUGUGCCCUGUUCUCUCCCCUACCUCAUUUCUCCCACAUCAUUCUCUGUGCCCUGUUCUCUCCCCUACCUCAUUUCUCCCACAUCAUUCUCUGUGCCCUGUUCUCUCCUCUACCCCUGGUCUUUUCUUUUUUUUUUACAUUCCCUUGCUCUUCCCUGCUCCCAUCGCCGUGGUAGCCAACAGGGCCUGGUUGCCAGGGGCAACCUCUACAGCCGCCACGUCAACACCCGGGGCUUUGGGCAGUUGUUGGAGACACAGCCGAACAUCUUCAAACUGCCAGGUUUGAGACCAGUGUUGAGAGACAGAGAGACUGACAUAGGAGGACAGAGAGAGCCACUGGGACACAGAGACAGGAAGGAGCCGCCCCCAUCCAGGAAGGAGCCGCUCCGUUCCCAGACCAUCAUGAUGACCACCAGAGAACCAGACAGACAGGCCGAGACGGAGACCAGGGUGCUGGAGAAGGGGCUCCGGAAGGGGUUAGCAGGAGAGCCCUUUCCAGGAAGGGGUAGGGGAGAAGGAGGUGGGCCUCUGGAGGUGGUUGAGAAGGGACCAUCGGAGCCUGAGCGGGACCGAGGUAGAGGAGGAAGCUCCUGGGGAGUAGGAGGAGGGCCCCUGGUGGUGGUUGAGAAGGGACCAUCAAAGCCUGAGAGGGACAUGGGGACAGGAGGGUGGUCGUGGAUGCUGGGAGAGAGCUGCUGUAACACAGCCCAGUGGGCCAGGCAGGACUAUAGAAACACCAGACCCUGGUGACGCACAUGGACAAACAGACUGAUGAUUGGGGAGAAAAGAGAUGAGAGAAGAAAGCCACAUAUGCAUACAGAUGAAGAGAAAAGAGAGAUAAAAAGAGAAGAAAUCCAAUUCUCCACUUCCCUUCAUCCCUCUUUCCUGAUCACUAAUUAGUGGUACUAUGUUUAUAACAAGACAGAAUGAGUGAGGGGUUUGGUCGGUACGCAGCAAUAGUCAGCCAGAUGUCUCUUAUCACUGAGUGUUGUAUCUGUCCCAAAUGGCACCCUUUUUAGUGCACUACUUUCUACCAGAGCCAAGGUCGUAGGGUGCCAUUUGGGAUGUACAUAGACCGUGCGAGAGUGUAACAUGAUGGGGUUACAGCACAAUGAUCAGAAUGUGGCAGUGAAUGGCGAAGUUUUACACACCUCCUAAAAUCUGCAAAGGCAAUGGAGCCAUGCUUGAAAUUCCAUUAGACUUGAGUUUACCAGACAUAUUUUAUGGCACUUUAAUUAAUUUUGUUGUAACUAUUUCAUUCAAAUGUUUUUUUUUUUUUUUUACAUCUGAAGAGAAAGUACUAUGCUAUGAAUGUUUUUUUUUUUCUAUAAAUAAAUUGGCUACACAGACGAUCACA